This is a messenger RNA of Oreochromis aureus, 3468 nucleotides long. RefSeq names its product protein phosphatase 1, regulatory (inhibitor) subunit 11 (gene ppp1r11). The transcript is spliced from 3 exons. The coding region runs from base 406 to 777 and encodes 123 amino acids. Gene Ontology annotation, cellular component: nucleus. Gene Ontology annotation, molecular function: protein serine/threonine phosphatase inhibitor activity; protein phosphatase 1 binding. NCBI's taxonomy places the organism in Eukaryota, Metazoa, Chordata, Actinopteri, Cichliformes, Cichlidae. The record is from RefSeq and is a predicted model, not a curated record.
UUUAAAAAUAAAAUAAAUUGUGGAAACAGAGUUUUCUAUCCAAUUAACUAUCUAAACCAUUUAAUUCCACACAUUAUAUAAUGAUAUAGCCCAGCGACUACUGUCAUGUGAUUAUUUUUGUGUGUGGUGAUGGUUCCCAGAGCUGAUAGUUUUAACGAGGAGCCGUGCGUUUCCGUUCCGACCCUGGCUAACGCGUUUUGUGCUUUGACUGUAGCCACCGCUGCCCCACACCUAGUAACUGUGGGUUGACAUUUUUUCCAUUCAGUGCGAUUUUUGGAGUUAAAGAGCGGAAGGUUAGUCGGUUAGCUGUCGACUAACGCGGUGUCGCUCAUUGUUGACGCUCUGCUUCGUUUCUUUUGCAUCUUUAAGCUAGUUAACGGUAGCGUUAGCAAAGCAGCGGCAGGGAUGGCGGAGGUUCCAGGAACAUCCAGUGAGACCAUAACUGAGACAGUUCAGACGAGCACACCGCCGCCGCCCCAGCAGGAGGGACGAAGCUUGACAAUCAAGUUGAGGAAGAGGAAGACUGAGAAGAAGGUGGAGUGGUCCAGUGACACUGUUGACAACGAGCAUUUGGGAAGAAGGUCUUCAAAGUGCUGCUGCAUUUACGAGAAGCCCCGACAGUUUGGAGAAUCUUCCUCCGAGAGCGAGGGAGAUGAUGACGAUGAAGGCUGCGGCAGCGCUCACUGUAUCCUGGGCCACGGCAGGAGAGGCCAUGGACAGACGGGGGGUGGGGGGACAACAGUACCCCCAAACUCUGGGGGAUCGCACUCGCACUAACAAAAAGCAGGGCUGAUUGUGUGGUCUGAGGGCUCUUUGGUGCCACGACAAUGACACAUUAAAAACAAACAAACUGCACUCUUGUUUUAGUUUAGUUUCAUCACUGAGGUUCAGGCCUGACGACUGGGCUUCUGCCCAGAGUCUGAAAGUCCCAGCUGCUGCCGCACGACGGCAGCCUCUGUGCUGCUGCUCCUCUCGGGGAAAGUCAUAGCCACGUCACGGACUCGUGGAAGAUACUUUGCCGACCUCAAAGUGUGCUUGCUAUUGUGCCAACUUAAAUAUGAAGCAUAGACUGGCAACUCGUUCAAAUCGCAUUGUGAUUCUAAUUGAAAUCAAAUAACAGUUUCAGCGUUUUUCCAAUCAGCUCCACGCAGUAUGCAUGACAUCACUGCUCAGCCUUAUCUGUCGACCUAACACACUAGGAAAAUAAGCUCUGAGCUUUGAACUUUAUUCUUUCCUUUAUUUGGUUUUAUUGGGUUGUGCUGUCAGGUUGGGUUCCUUUAUGAUCAUCACCUAGGUGACACGUAUAAACCCCAUGAUGUGGAGGUUUGAAAUGAUUAUUUAGAAAAGAAAAAUAAAACUUUUAAAAUCGAUUUUCCUUUUUCCAGAAAUGUUAUUUCUGCAGAUUCCACAGUGCACCCAGAAGAGCUUCACAGCUCUGUAACAGUCUAAACGGAUUACUUCCUGUUACUUCCUAGAACUUUAAAUCAUUCCAGAAGUGGUCAUCAGCAGCAAUGUGAUUGGUUCUGACUACAUCAAAUGAGUGCUGACUCUCCCCAGCAGCAUGUGGGACUUUCUGACUGCAAGGCAUCAGUUUGGAAAAGGUGACAGCAGAGAGAGGCCAUCAAAUGCUGUCUGCUGGCAGAGUUAAAUGUAUAUAAUACAGCAUAUUGUUUUUUUAAAAUGUAGUUUUCUAAUUUAUUUGCUGCUCUUAAUUCUGAAAUCGUCCAUAUUUGACAUGUACCUGAGCCCAGUGGGUUAAAUACUGGACAUUUAGAUUAGCUUCAUAUUUGUCGUUUCUGAGCUGUUCACCAGAUUUACAGCGAAUGCUGAACAUAUGAGCCAAGGCUCUGAAUACAGUUUGGUUCACUGAGGUGGGCUUUUGUGAGCUGCUUUUCUAUAUCUUCACUGUAUGGAGAGAAAUUUGCCUCUGUGUAUGAUAUGAUUCACAAGCGUAAACUAACAUUUACAAAUGUGUACAAUCAUUUAUGUGCAACUUUUCAGGAGCACAUGCUUCAGUCCACACACAAAUAUGAAGCAAUCUGACCACAUGUAAAACCAUUUUACAAAUGCGUAGACCCAGACCUGAAUAAAUACUGAUUAUUUAUGCAGAGUUUAUUAAGUUCAGCUUCACGAAAGUGAUGGGAAAAUAGAAUAAAGUCAAACAUUUAGCCUAUUGAAAUGUAGUAAAUAAACACAGUUUAAUCACGAGUACAUACGCAUGCUAAAAAUGUUUUAAUUUACAUACAAAACUGUUUUAAAUGAGUUUCUAACUACUGUUGUAUAACUAGAGUUUGCAGAUUAGUCACACAAAUUCAUCUUGUUUUGUGUCCCAUUGUCUGAUUUUUAUCAGAGACUUUGGCAGUGAGCUGGUUAUAAAUACAAAUAUUAACUAAGCUUAUAUAUUUCUAACAGAAUUGGCUGAUUAUAGGCUUUUUUUCUUUUUAAAAAACCUUUAAUGUCAUUGGGAGUCACUUUGAAAAUCGGUAUUCUUUUAACUAGUUGGAUUCUUGAAGACAGUUUCAUGUGUGAUGAGGAUGUUUAUGUUGGAUGAACUGAAUUAAAAAGCUGAUUUGGUCAGGAUCAUGUAAACCUGGAUUAGUCAGACUAGAUCUGAAGAAUGGAGUCCUGGGUAGUUAAGCUGUUUGUGUGGUUCAAUGAGAGGAGAUACACGGUCGCCUUACUUGAAAGGUUUAGCUCUCUGAUUCUUAUUUACUAUCACUCUGUAUUCUGACCAAAGCUCAUUAACACAGAAGGAGGCGGGGGUCUGUUUAACCUUUAAACACUUUCAUGGGUUUAGUUUUUUUUGAUUGUUUAAAUUCUUCGUGUCCACUGGAUAAAACCAGUCUGCCAACUUGAGAUUUGAGUUCAACUGCUUUUUCAUUUUUCUUUUCCUUUGGUAGGCGUGGUGUUCACAGGCUCAGCAGUGGUUGUCAGCAGCAGCGUGGAAAAGUAAGAAGUUGUGUGUGUGCACUGAUUCACUACAGUGUUCACGUUCCUGAGCUGCAUGUCAGCCAGAUAAACAAAGCCUCAGUGAGGUUGAGGGGUGUUUGUGCUUUUCCUGCUGCGCGCGCUACAGUUUCCUCGCUGUGAGCUAAAUCAAUAAAGACAGAGCUUUAUAUGAUUUGAGGUUCAUUGCUGACCAGAGUGUACAUAUGUAACUGUCUAACGUGGCACAGAGAACAGGGGGGUGAAGCUGCGUGAAUACUGGCCCAGGCUUAUUUUUCUGACGUCUCUGCUGUGACCAGAUGUGGCGAAUACACACUCCAUCAUCGUCAUCAUCCUCAUCCAGGAUGGGUUCAGACCGUGGGUUAUAUUCACAUCAUCUCCACCAACAUUUCCUGUACUGUCCACACACAUUGUUACAUAUGUACAUUGUUCUUGUAACAGUAUUGCAGCUGUCUGUACAUAUACAAUGAAUACACUGAGAUCAGAUUUAAUGUGAAUUAAAGUUUUGAACUGUGAUUAAAA